This is a messenger RNA of Orcinus orca (killer whale), 3364 nucleotides long. It is a transcript of the gene PDGFB, whose product is annotated as platelet derived growth factor subunit B. The coding region runs from base 1005 to 1730 and encodes 241 amino acids. Gene Ontology annotation, molecular function: growth factor activity; platelet-derived growth factor receptor binding. NCBI's taxonomy places the organism in Eukaryota, Metazoa, Chordata, Mammalia, Artiodactyla, Delphinidae. Gene Ontology annotation, cellular component: membrane. The transcript is spliced from 7 exons. The record is from RefSeq and is a predicted model, not a curated record. Gene Ontology annotation, biological process: positive regulation of protein autophosphorylation; positive regulation of ERK1 and ERK2 cascade; positive regulation of phosphatidylinositol 3-kinase/protein kinase B signal transduction.
GGCAACUUCUCCUCCUGCCGCUGGGAGCAGCCCGCCUGCCUCCCCGUGCGCCCGCAGCCUCCCCCGCUGCCUCCCUGAGGGCUCCCCUCUGGCCGCCAGCGCCCAUCUUUCAUUCCCGAGAUAGGGAUAUUUUGCGCGCACACACAGACACACACGCGCAAAAAGGGGGGAAAAAGCCCACCCUCCAGCCUCGUUGCAAAGAGAAAGCCGGAGCAGCCGCAACUCGCAGCCCGUAGAGGACGCCCAGAGCGGCGAGCGGGCGGGCAGACGAACCGACCGACUCGCGCCGCGUCCACCUGUCUGCCGGGCCCGGUCCAGCGCGCAGCGGGCACGACGCGCGCGCGGAGCAGCCGUGCCCGCCGCCCGGGCCCCGCGCCAGGGCGCACACGCUCCGGCCCCCCCACCCGGCCCGGGCGGGAGUUUGCACCUCUCCCUGCCCGGGUACUCGAGCCGCCGCUGCAAAGCCAACUUUGGAAAAAGUUUUUUUGGGGAGACUUUGGCUUUGAGGUGCCCAGCUCUGCGCUUUCCGACUUCGGGGGCCUUUCCAGAAAAUGUUGCAAAAAACCUAAGCCGGCGGGCAGAGGAAAACGCCUUUAGCCGGCGAGCGAAGACGAACCAUCGACUGCCGUGUUCUUUUUCCUCUUCGAGGUUGGAGUCCCCUGGGCGCCCCCACACGGCUAGACGCCUCGGCUGGUUCGCGACGCAGCCCCCCGGCCGUGGAUGCUCGCUCGGGCUCGGGAUCCGCCCAGGUAGCGGCCUCGGACCCUGGUCCGACGCCCAGGUCCUCCCCAACCCCCCAACGACGGAGCCCGGCCUGGGGGCGGCGGCGCCCGGGGGCCAUGCGGGUGAGCCGCGGCGGCGGCUGCAGCGGCCUGAGCGCCUGAUCGCCGCAGACCCGAGCAGAGCCCACCUCCCUCCCCAGCCCCCGCCCCCCACCCUGGCCGCGGGGGCGGCGCGCUCGGUCCACGCGUCCGGGGCCCCGCGGGGCCGGGCCCGGAGUCGGCAUGAAUCGCUGCUGGGCGCUCUUCCUGUCUCUCUGCUGCUACCUGCGUCUGGUCAGCGCCGAGGGGGACCCCAUUCCCGAGGAGCUCUACGAGAUGCUGAGUGACCACUCCAUUCGUUCCUUCGAUGACCUCCAGCGUCUGCUGCACGGAGACUCCGGAGAUGAAGACGGGGCUGAACUGGACCUGAAUUUGACCCGGUCCCAUCCUGGAGGCGAGCUGGAUAGCUUAUCCCGCGGGAGAAGGAGCCUGGGUUCCCCGACAGUCGCUGAGCCAGCCGUGAUCGCCGAGUGCAAGACACGCACCGAGGUGUUUGAGAUCUCGCGGCGCCUCAUAGACCGCACCAACGCCAACUUCCUGGUGUGGCCGCCCUGCGUGGAGGUGCAGCGCUGCUCCGGCUGCUGCAACAACCGCAAUGUGCAGUGCCGCCCCACGCAGGUGCAGCUGCGGCCCGUUCAGGUAAGAAAGAUUGAGAUUGUACGGAAGAAGCCAACCUUUAAGAAGGCCACGGUGACCUUGGAGGACCACCUGGCGUGCAAGUGUGAGACGGUGGUGGCACGAACCGUGACCCGAAGUCCCGGGAGUUCCCAGGAGCAGCGAGCAGCCAGGACGCCCCAAACUCGGGUGACCAUUCGGACGGUGCGAGUCCGCCGGCCCCCCAAGGGGAAGCACCGGAAGUUCAAGCACAUGCAUGGCAAGAAGGCGCUGAAGGAGACCCUCGGAGCCUAGGGGCAUCUGCAGGAGAGUGCGGGCAGGGUUAUUUAAUAUGGUAUUUGCUGUAUUGCCCCCAUGGGGUCCUUGGAGUGAUAAUAUUGUUCCCCUCGUCCGUCUGUCUCGAUGCCUGAUUCGGACGGCCAAUGGUGCUUCCCCCACCCCUCCACGUGUCCGUCCACACUUCCACCAGUGGGUCUCCCCUCAGUGGCCUCCAGCAUCUUGCCCAGAAGCUCAAGAAGGAGAUGAAGGACCUGGACUCCAUCGCUGUCUUCCUCUCCUGACCUGGAGAAAAUGGGAUGAAAGUGCAAGAGAGACUGAUGGGGUCGCUGUUGGGGGAAAGGAGCUUCCUUCUCCAGCGCUGUGGACUGGCCUGAAACCCUGCACGUGGGCCUGAGGACCUCUCAGCAUGGCCUGCCUGGUCCCUGGACCCGCAGCCAGCUCUGACGGGAGCACCCCCAGGCAGGCCAGGGUACUCGUACUCCUGUGGCUGAGACCAUGUUGGGGAGCAUAGACUGGAGAAAACCCCCUCCUGCAAUGCCCAGGCCCGGUCAUCUCCCCUUGGUUACCUCUGCUCACAGUGGCUUCUUUUCAUUUUAUACGUUUGAAUUCUUUGAAGAUGCGGACUCUUCCAGGCAGGGGUGGCCAGAGCACCAGGCAGCCGAGUGCCCUCUCAGACGGGUUAGAGAUGAAGUUUGCUCCGGAGGUGGAUGGAGAUGGUGACCUGGGCAUGCAGUGCCUCCUUCCACUCCCCCUGUUCACUUUUUCAUCUGUUUCAUCUCUCUACCUCCACCCUGUGUCUCCUCCUGUCCUGACCCUUCAGUCUGCUCCACCAAGGGGCUCUUGGACCCCUUAUUGAGGCUGCAGAUAACUCCAGUCACUGCUCUGAAGGACAGAAGACCAGGGCCCAGGGCGGCAGGGGGCCUGCCUGUCAUAUCCCAGCCCAGCCAAGACUGCCAUGUAAGGUUGUACAGGGUGUGCACUGCACAAGGGCACUGCAUGCAGGGAGCACAGGUCACACACAACCGUAGACAUGGCCAAUUUGUAUAUUUAUUAUGACAAUUUUUUGGCAGAUGGAGGUAAAGUGUCUUGAGGAAAGGGAUCCUUUUCCUAAUUGACACAAAGGCUCUGUGUGGACUGGCUGUGCCUCUGACCCAGCCCGCAACUUGGAGCGGUCAGACAGGACUGAGCCCUUGGUGGGGGACAGGGGAGCAACACUUGUCCCUGUGGCCUCCAUUUACCCAAGUCCUCAGCUCAAGCAGUCUCCCCUUUAGGCGGGUGUGAAAAACCCGAGAAAGUCUCCAAGGGUAGGGGGUAGCCCUUGCUCCGCCCCUGCACACGCGCCUCUUCUUAGAUCUUUUUGAGUUCCAUCUCUGGUGGCUCCUCCCAGGAAACCAGCUAUUGGGCUGGGAGUGGGGGAGAAAAGGGAAAAGAUCCCCAGGGCCCCCUAGGGGUGGGGUCUGAGCUCCCACCUCCCUUUCCACCUUCUACUGCACUUUCCCCCCUCCCCCCAUCUCCCAAAUCUGCUUCCUUCAGUUUGUAAAGUCGGUGAUUAUAUUUUUGGGGGCUUUCCUUUUAUUUUUUAAAUGUAAAAUUUAUUUAUAUUCCGUAUUUAAAGUUGUAAAAAAAAAUAACCACAAAACAAAACCAAA